AGUCGUGGCGAUGCGCCGCAGGGGGGAGACGAGCCAGGCGGGGCGGCGGGAGCCUCUUCCCGCUGCGUCCCGCGGCGGGCGGACUGUGCUGGGAGUGCUGGUGGAGAACGGGCAGCAGCGGCCCGGCGCACAGAAUACUAUUACCAGACACUUAUCUGGCUCUGAGAAUGCCUUGCCUCCAGCUGGAAAAGAUGAAGUAUCCAACUGUGUGGUCAGUACUACAUCAAAGCAGGACUUUGCUAUCUACAUCGAUGAACCAGAAGAGAAAGAAAACGACAGCUGCCAAGAGGAUGAAGAACUGGAAUCAAGCCUGUGUGAACUGGAUACGAGUGCAAUGACAUCCAGUAUUCACCUACUGUUGGAUCUGAGUACAGGAUCUCCCAUGCUAGUGGACACAUCCUUCCGGUGCCAGCCUGAGGAUCAGAUGGGAGAUCCUAUAACUCUAAUGACUGUGGGAGAGUAUGCAGAAGACAUUCAUCAGUAUCUCCGAGAAGCUGAAGUGAAAUACAGGCCCAAGCCCUACUACAUGAGAAAGCAACCAGAUAUCACAGCAGAAAUGCGUGCCAUCUUAGUAGACUGGCUGGUGGAAGUAGGGGAAGAAUAUAAACUUCGAACAGAGACACUGUACUUGGCGGUGAACUACCUGGACAGGUUUCUCUCUUGUAUGUCUGUUCUCAGAGGGAAGCUGCAGCUUGUAGGAACAGCGGCAAUUCUUCUGGCUGCGAAAUAUGAAGAAAUCUACCCACCAGAAGUGGAUGAAUUUGUGUAUAUAACAGAUGAUACAUAUACAAAGAGGCAGCUGCUAAGAAUGGAACACCUGCUUCUCAAGGUCUUGGCUUUCGACCUCACAGUGCCAACCAUCAACCAGUUCCUACUUCAGUACAUUCACAGGCAUAGAGUCUGUUUCAGGACAGAGAAUUUUGCAAGGUAUCUUGCAGAGCUGAGUCUCCUUGAAGCUGAUCCUUUUCUGAAGUACCUUCCCUCACAAAUUGCUGCAGCAGCCUACUGUCUAGCUAACUAUACAGUGAACAGGUCGUUCUGGCCAGAAACACUUGCUGUGUUCACUGGAUAUUCAUUAAGUGACAUUGUGCCUUGCCUGACUGACCUGCAUAAGACAUGCCUUGAUACUCCACAUUGCCAACUGCAAGCAAUUAAGGAGAAGUAUAAACAGUCUAAGUACCUGCAGGUAUCUCUUCUGGAGCCCCCAGCAGUUCUUCCUCUACACUAGAGAUGGUGGAUCCUGGACUUAGGUUUAUUUUGUCUCGAUGAACAAAGCUGGUCUAACAUCUCAUAUCUCAUAGAGCACUGCAGGUCAUGUGCCUGUAACCACAGUGAUCAGAACAGUUUUUAGCUGGUAUUUUUUAAAUAGAUGCCUUUUUAAAAAAAGGAUAUUUGACUAUAGCUCUUAAUAUAAUUGACAGCACUUUUAAUAAAUGUCUUAUUACACUC
Meleagris gallopavo (turkey) is the source of this 1449-nucleotide messenger RNA. NCBI's taxonomy places the organism in Eukaryota, Metazoa, Chordata, Aves, Galliformes, Phasianidae. The record is from RefSeq and is a predicted model, not a curated record.